AUGGCAUCAGGUGAGGGCUUUAGCCAUGUAAAUGUGGAUCUAAACAAGUUCCCUGUGAACUUGUUGGACGAGAAAGACGCCAACACAGCCUACGGAACGACCAACGAGAUCCAUCCUUUGAAUGAUAUUGAAUAUAAGCACGUAUACAAGACAAUUCUCGAGAGGGAUGCCAGAGUUGCCAGGACAUUUGGGUCUCAGGAGGUUUUAAAGUCAUCAAUUGAAUGCAACAUGUGUGCCAAGUCAUCUAGACUUCCUGGCAUGAAGAGUAGCAUGUUAUCGCUUGAGAUUUUAAUGGGCGAACUCGACUCAAUAAAGCCUUACGAAUACGUAAACACAGAAAAACCGACCAACGAGUUUGGAAUUGGUGGCAUUCACUCACACAUUGAAAAUCGUAUGGGCAUUUAA
Molecule: messenger RNA, 405 nt
Organism: Theileria equi strain WA
Lineage: Eukaryota; Apicomplexa; Aconoidasida; Piroplasmida; Theileriidae
Exons: 1
Coding region: 1-405 (134 amino acids)
Biological process (GO): proteasome assembly
Cellular component (GO): nucleus; cytoplasm
Source: RefSeq, a predicted model, not a curated record